AUGAACCUGGAUGCCUUGUUCCAGCAAAUACAGCUCACAGAGAAGCAGGCGAGGGAGAAGAGACAACUCAUCCAACAAGCUAAACACGAUAUAAAUAGAAGCUAUGAAAAAAUUAACCAAAUAAAAGAAGAGCUGAGCACUGCAAAAAUGAAACUGGAAACUAAGGUUCAGCAUCUGUCUGAAAAAGAGUUCUGCUUAGAAAUUCUGAAGAAACGUGAAGAGAGCUUAGAAAAGCAGAAAGCUGAACUUAUUAAUCAAAAGAGUGGUCUUCUUAAAAUCUUUACAGAUGCAAAGAGAAAAAUGACUGAAGACGAAGAUAAUUUUACUAGAGAAGUAACAGAGUUUAACAAUGAGUAUGGACUAACAAGUAAUAGAGAUCUUAUGAUUAAAAAGAAAGUCAAGACUGAAAUAAAUGAUUUGGAGAAUGAGGCAGCUCUGUUGAAAAAUGAAAUGGAGUCAAUGGAACAUAAAAAUGUUCAAUUAAAUGCACUCCAACUGCAGAAGAAUGAGUUAAAGCAGGACUUACUUAAUCUCCGAAAUGAACUUAAAGACCUUGAGAAAGAAAUCAGGGACGCUGAAAGAAUGACAAAAGACUUAGAAGCAGAAAAAAUCCAAGUCACUGAAAAACCUCAGACUGAUCCUGAGUGUUUAAGGCUUAAGAAAGAGUUGCAAAAUUACAAAGAUGAUGAUUGGGAAAGUAUCUGUGAGACUCUUCGAACAGAAAUUGAAAUUCUGCAAAUGAAUCUAUCACAAAAAAAGUCUUCAGACAAGUGA
Strigops habroptila (Kakapo) is the source of this 774-nucleotide messenger RNA. It is a transcript of the gene CCDC172, whose product is annotated as coiled-coil domain containing 172. The record is from RefSeq and is a predicted model, not a curated record. Lineage: Eukaryota; Metazoa; Chordata; Aves; Psittaciformes; Psittacidae. The transcript is spliced from 8 exons. Bases 1 to 774 code for a protein of 257 amino acids. Gene Ontology annotation, cellular component: cytoplasm.